Molecule: messenger RNA, 1782 nt
Organism: Camellia sinensis
Lineage: Eukaryota; Viridiplantae; Streptophyta; Magnoliopsida; Ericales; Theaceae
Source: RefSeq, a predicted model, not a curated record
AUGACGUAUGACUCAUUAAAGGUAACCAACCAGGAGGUGAUGGUGAGAACAAGGGCAGAAGAUCCGGAAGAUGCUACUUUUGCACGAUUGGAUAGGAUGGAAAGAAUGAUUAUGGAAAUGGAGGAGACCCUACAGCAACAACAGCAACAACCGCCACCGCCACCGGUACCUCCACCGGCAAUACAAGAUUGUCAUGCUGAAGACCGGACCAUCACCCUGACCAAGGAGUUUAAAAAGAUGAAACCGCCGUCCUUCAAAGAGAAGUUAUUUGAAGUCUUUCCUUGUACCGAAGCUCAGAAGGUGCAAUUGGCUGCCUUUACUUUUGAGGAUGAGGCACGGAGAUGGUGGAUGCUCACGAGAACUAUACAUCAAGGAUUGACAUGGGAUAGGUUCUUGGAGAUAUUUUAUGAUAAAUAUUUCCCACAAAGUAUGCGAGAUAAAAAGGUGACUGAAUUCGAAACUCUUAGGCAAGGGAACAAGACUGUUGCUGAGUAUGAAGCCCAAUUUGCCGAGUUGGCUCAGUUCGCACCUCACAUGGUGGACACGGACUAUAAGAAGGCGCAGAAAUUUGAAGGGGGAUUAUGGGGUGCUAUUCUGGAUCGAGUUAAUAUGUUGAAGCUACCUACCUAUGUAGAGGUGUUGGAGAGGGCCGUUAUAGCAGAAGGGAAUAUUGCUGCACAAAACCGAAUUACUGAAUGGAAGGGGAAAAGACAAAACAGUCAAUGGUCGAAGGGGGUAACGGCUCCACCAAAUAAGAAACAAAAUUCAGGGACUUCUAAUGUAUCUACCCCUAGGCAAGAUUCAAUUCCCGUAUGUGUGGAGUGUGGAAAGAAACACCAUGGGAUAUGCCAUCAGAAGUCUGGAGCCUACUUCCAGUGUGGAAAAACGGGUCAUAUGAUAAGGGAUUGCCUUCAAAGGAAGCAACAAAUCAGUUUAGCGGGGUCUGCACCAACUACCAACACCAAAGCACCGGUCAAAGCUACUAAUAAUAAAGACACCACGAGACAAGGCGGGGUGUUUGCAUUAGUUCCGGGAGAUGUGCAAAAGGCGGCAACAGUGGUGUCAGAUAAAGCAGAGGAAGUACUAUCUUAUAUGCUGUGUGUGUCUUCACCUUUGGGGGAUUCUAUGAUUUGUACCUCGAUAUAUGUUGCUUGUGAACUUCACCUUGGGGAUAUUCGGGUACACGCUAACUUGUUACCUCUCGAUAUGAUGUAUUUUGAUAUUGUACUGGGAAUGGACUGGCUGAGUGAAUAUGGUGCAACUAUAAACUGUUUGACGAAGCAAGUUAGUUUCCACCCUCCGGGUCAAGCAGAAUUUACAUUUCAGGGACAGGAGGUGACUUCUCCACCAUAUUUGAUUUCUGCAACAAAGGCUUAUAGGUUAAUUCAGAAAGGGUGUCAAGGGUAUUUGUGUAGUGUUAUGGAAGAGCAAGUGGUGAAUGGAGGUACUGACACAAUUCCAGUUGUUCGUGAAUUUCCGGACAUAUUUCCAGAAGAGUUGCCAGGGCAAUUGAUAGACCGGGAAAUUGAGUUUACAAUCGAAGUGGCACCGGGAACCCAACCCAUCUCGAAGACUCUGUAUAGAAUGUCACUAGUUGAGAUGAAGGAAUUGAAAAUUCAGUUGCAAGAUUUACUGGACAAGGGAUUCAUCCGUCCGAGUGUGUCUCCGUGGGGGGCACCAGUUCUCUUUGUGAAGAAGAAAGAUGGAACACUCCGGCUUUGUGUCGAUUACAGGGAACUUAAUAAGAGAAUGCAGAAGCUCAUGAGAAUCAUCUUCGCCUGA